AUGUCGUCCUCCAUGCGCGUGGCGCUGGUGACCGGGGCCAACAAGGGCAUCGGCUUCGCCAUUGUGCGUGAGCUGUGCCGGCAGUUCUCCGGGGACGUGGUGCUCACGGCGAGGGACGAGGCUCGGGGUCGGGCGGCCGUGCAGCAGCUGCAGGCCGAGGGCCUAAGCCCGCGCUUCCACCAGCUGGACAUCGACGACCUGCAGAGCAUCCGCGCCCUGCGUGACUUCCUGCGCCGCGAGUAUGGGGGCCUGGACGUGCUGGUCAACAACGCAGGCAUCGCCUUCAAGAUUGCAGAUUCUACACCCUUUCAUAUUCAAGCAGAGGUGACACUGAAAACGAACUUUUUUAGCACCCGAGAUGUCUGCUCGGAGUUGCUGCCUCUGAUUAAACCCCAAGGCAGAGUGGUGAACGUGUCAAGCAUGGCUAGUAUCCAAGCCCUUAAAUCCUGCAGCCCAGAGCUGCAGCAGAGGUUCCGUAGUGAGACCAUCACAGAGGAGGAGCUGGUGGCUCUCAUGAAGAAGUUUGUGGAAGAUACAAAGAAUGGGGUGCACCAGAAGGUGGGCUGGCCCAACACUGCAUAUGGUGUGUCGAAGAUCGGUGUCACAGUCCUGUCCAGAAUCCACGCCAGGAACCUGAGUGCACAGAGGGGAGGUGACAAGAUCCUCCUGAAUGCCUGCUGCCCGGGGUGGGUGAGAACUGACAUGGCGGGGCCUAGUGCCACCAAAAGCCCAGAAGAAGGAGCAGAGACCCCCGUGUACUUGGCCCUUUUGCCCUCAGAUGCUGAGGGGCCUCAUGGACAGUUUGUUUCAGAGAAGAGAGUUAGGCAGUGGUGAGCUUGACUCACAGUGCCAUUCUUGGGUGCCAUUUUGUUUCUGUUCUGAAUAAACCACAGGGCAUUGACACUUGUCAGCAAUGUCCCUGUCAAGCACGCACUUUCAGCUGCCUACUAAUUCUGUGCAUUCUUUUUUGAUUUUCUCCAUGAUGUCUUAUAGGGAAAACUAUGUGUAAUCAGUGAAAAUAAUGACUGCGAAUCAAUAGAUGAAUGAAAUUGGUUCUUGAUAAAUACCUCUUUAGGUCAGAGGAAGGGACAGUGUAACCCAGAGUUUGACGUCCUUUUUCCGUAGAGGGCUAGAUAGUAUUUUCAGCUUUGCAG
Messenger RNA from Trichechus manatus latirostris (Florida manatee), 1154 nucleotides. Its product is annotated as carbonyl reductase [NADPH] 1. The record is from RefSeq and is a predicted model, not a curated record. Lineage: Eukaryota; Metazoa; Chordata; Mammalia; Sirenia; Trichechidae. Gene Ontology annotation, molecular function: carbonyl reductase (NADPH) activity. The coding region runs from base 1 to 834 and encodes 277 amino acids. The transcript has 3 exons.